This is a messenger RNA of Hemisphaericaspora subhashii, 291 nucleotides long. RefSeq lists its product as uncharacterized. The coding region runs from base 1 to 291 and encodes 96 amino acids. The record is from RefSeq and is a predicted model, not a curated record. Gene Ontology annotation, cellular component: microtubule cytoskeleton; cytosol. The transcript has a single exon. Gene Ontology annotation, biological process: post-chaperonin tubulin folding pathway; tubulin complex assembly. NCBI's taxonomy places the organism in Eukaryota, Fungi, Ascomycota, Pichiomycetes, Serinales, Debaryomycetaceae. Gene Ontology annotation, molecular function: beta-tubulin binding.
AUGGCUCCAAGUCCACUUCAAAUCAAAGUCAGUGCUUUGAAGAGAUUAAUCAAAGAAGAAAAAUUAUAUCAACAAGAAGUCACAGAACAAGAACAAUAUGUUGCCCAAAUGAAGGCAAACAAUGGUGAUGAAUAUGAAAUCAAGAAACAAAUUGAAGUGUUGGAAGAAUCUAAGAGAAUGGUCCCACAAGUAACUACCAAAAUUGAACAACAUAGAGAAGCUUUAAAGCAAUUUUUGGAAAGUUAUACAGGUGAUGAAGAUACAAAAGAAGCUCAAGAUUUAGUUGCUUAG